CGAUUGCUCCAACUUGUGUCAGUCCGUCCCCAGCCACAGAGAGGAUAAUUGACAGCAGUGGAUUGACUGCCCCUGCCAGCGCGUCCUCUCGGAUACGCCGUGAAUCUGCAGGCAGGCACCCGGAUGUGGCGAAAAUGUUUGGCGCUCCUCUCAGGGUCUGCGCUCGGAAAACAUUUUAUGAUUCAGGUUAAAGGCUCUGUUCAGGUUUCGCGCCUUCGACACCUUCGGACGGUUUUUCCAACGAUGAGUUGGAUUUAAAACGGAUCUUUUCGAUGUGGAUUCGAGGAUGCAAGAAGCAGAUGAACAGUCUGAAGGGGCACAGUAUGCCAGCAACAGAAGGACCACUCCCCCAACUGACACCUCAGCUCCCUGGUCAGAAAGAAACACCCAUCUGCACCAGCUCCAUCCAUCACAGUCACUUCAUCCUCCAGCUAGCACCGGCAAGCCCGUCGGCUCCGCUCAUGGCCUCCUCGGGGCCAACAACUCCAUUCAGGGCCCCGGUGGAGCUGCCCCCGGAGUCAGCCCGGUCCUCGCUUGGCAUGCCGCCAUUAGCGCAGCCCGGCAAGCGCAGGGCGAUCCUGAAAAGCCCAACAUAAGUUCACGUCCCUCAGUUUGUACCACUUCUGCACCAGCUCCUGUGGGCUCACUGGCACAGAAGAAGAGGCAGCAGUAUGCCAAAAGCAAAAAGCAGGGAGGAUCCACCAGCGGCAGACCGCCCAGAGCCCUUUUCUGCCUCACCCUCAACAAUCCGAUCCGCAGAGCCUGCAUCAGCCUGGUGGAGUGGAAGCCCUUUGAUAUCUUUAUACUGCUGUCUAUUUUUGCCAACUGUGUGGCCUUAGCCAUCUACAUCCCCUUUCCUGGAGACGACUCCAACUCUACCAACCAAGAACUGGAGACAGUAGAAUAUGCCUUCCUCAUCAUUUUCACAAUAGAGACAUUUCUGAAGAUUAUUGCCUAUGGUCUGGUGAUGCACCAAAACUCCUACGUCAGAAACGGCUGGAACAUGCUGGACUUUGUCAUCGUCAUUGUGGGGUUGUUCAGUGUGGUUCUGGAGAUGAUAACCAAAGAUGCAGAUUCUGGUGGUCAGUCUGGAGGCAAACCUGGAGGGUUUGACGUCAAGGCCCUCCGAGCCUUUCGCGUGCUACGACCCCUUCGCCUUGUCUCUGGAGUUCCCAGUUUACAGGUGGUUUUAAAUUCCAUUAUUAAAGCCAUGGUUCCCUUGCUUCACAUCGCUCUGCUGGUCCUCUUUGUCAUUAUUAUCUAUGCCAUCAUCGGCCUGGAGCUUUUUAUUGGCAAAAUGCAUGCCACCUGUUACGUGACAGAAACAGGUGCCCUCGCAGAGGAAGAGCCGGCGCCAUGUGCAAUAUCAGGGCAUGGGCGGCAUUGCCUUCUCAAUGGUACAGUUUGCCGGGAGGGCUGGCAAGGCCCCAACAAUGGCAUCACCAACUUUGACAACUUUUUGUUUGCCAUGCUCACUGUGUUCCAGUGCAUCACCAUGGAAGGCUGGACUGACGUUCUCUACUGGAUGAAUGAUGCAAUGGGCUUUGAGCUGCCGUGGGUCUACUUUGUCAGCCUCGUCAUCUUUGGAUCCUUCUUUGUUCUUAACCUGGUUUUGGGUGUGCUGAGUGGAGAGUUCUCCAAAGAGCGCGAAAAGGCUAAGGCUCGAGGUGAUUUCCAGAAGCUGCGUGAGAAGCAGCAGUUAGAAGAAGACCUGAAGGGCUACCUGGACUGGAUCACCCAGGCAGAGGACAUCGACCCUGAGAACGAGGAGGAGGGAGAUGAGGAGGGCAAGCGUAACCGGGUCACGCUGGCUGACCUUACUGAGAAGAAGAAAGGAAAGUUUGGCUGGUUCACUCAGUCCACAGAGACACAGGCGAGCAUACCCACAAGUGAGACAGAAUCAGUGACCACAGACAAUCACAACGGAGAGGAAGACAAAUCACCAUGCUGUGGUCCGCUGUGUCAAAAAAUUACUAAAUCAAAGUGCAGCCGUCAGUGGCGUCGAUGGAACCGUUUCUGCCGCAGGAAGUGUCGUGCAGCUGUGAAAUCGGUGACCUUUUAUUGGCUCGUCAUCAUCUUGGUGUUCCUCAACACUCUUACCAUCUCCUCUGAGCACUACAACCAGCCGGACUGGCUGACUGAAGUACAGGAUGUUGCCAACAAAGUUCUUCUGGCCUUGUUCACCUUGGAGAUGCUGGUGAAAAUGUACAGCCUGGGGUUGCAGGCCUACUUUGUAUCCCUGUUUAACCGCUUUGACUGUUUCGUGGUGUGUGGUGGCAUCGUAGAGACCAUCCUGGUGGAGUUAGCGAUCAUGUCUCCUUUGGGCAUCUCUGUAUUGCGCUGCGUACGCCUCCUUAGAAUCUUCAAAGUCACACGUCACUGGGCGUCUCUCAGUAACCUGGUGGCCUCUCUCCUCAACUCCAUGAAGUCCAUCGCAUCCCUGUUGCUGCUGCUUUUCCUCUUCAUCAUUAUCUUUUCCCUGCUUGGCAUGCAGCUUUUUGGGGGAAAGUUCAACUUCGAUGAAACUGUGACUAAAAGAAGCACUUUCGAUAACUUCCCCCAGGCCCUUCUCACUGUUUUCCAGAUCUUGACAGGAGAAGACUGGAACACAGUAAUGUAUGAUGGCAUCAUGGCAUACGGUGGUCCUGCCUCCUCUGGAAUGGUCGUCUGCAUUUACUUCAUCAUCCUCUUCAUUUGUGGAAACUACAUCCUGCUAAACGUUUUCUUGGCCAUCGCCGUUGACAACCUGGCAGAUGCAGAGAGCCUCAACACAGCGCAGAAAGAGGAGGAAGAGGCGAAGAAGAGGAAGAAUAGUGCCAGGGAUGCAAGCGCUGAUAAGAAGAGAUGUGACAUAGCAGAAAGCAAAGAUGGCGAGACCAAGGUGCCGCUGGAGGGGUUGCAAGAGGAAAACAAAGAGUUGUAUCCUUCCAGUGACUCUCCAGUGUGUGAUGAUGGUACCGACAAUGACGAGCUCCCAGAAGUCCCGUCUGGGCCCCGGCCUCAGCGACUUUCUGAACUCACCAUCAAAGAAAAGAUUCCACCCAUCCCCGAAGGCAGCGCCUUCUUCAUUUUCAGCAGCACAAAUCCGUUUCGUGUAUUCUGCCAUAAGCUGAUCAACCAUCAGAUCUUCACCAACCUCAUCCUGGUCUUCAUCAUGCUCAGCUCUGUCUCGCUGGCUGCCGAAGACCCCAUCCGCAACUUCUCUGCUCGCAAUAUCAUACUUGGUUAUUUUGACUAUGCUUUCACCGCAAUCUUUACUGUUGAGAUCCUGUUGAAGAUCCUAGGCUAUGCAGACUAUGUCUUCACUAGUAUGUUUACAUUUGAGAUCUUUAUUAAGAUGACAGCAUUUGGAGCAUUCCUUCAUAAAGGGGCGUUCUGUAGAAACUACUUUAACCUAUUAGACCUGCUGGUCGUUGGUGUGUCUCUGGUGUCUUUCGGCAUUCAGUCGUCCGCUAUCUCAGUGGUGAAAAUUCUUCGUGUUUUGCGAGUUCUUCGUCCUCUCAGGGCCAUCAACAGAGCUAAGGGACUCAAGCACGUGGUCCAGUGUGUAUUUGUGGCCAUCAGGACCAUUGGCAACAUCAUGAUUGUCACCACUCUGCUGCAGUUUAUGUUCGCUUGUAUCGGAGUGCAACUUUUCAAGGGUAAAUUUUAUCGAUGCACAGAUGAUGCAAAGUCCAGCCCAGAUGAGUGCAAGGGUACAUAUAUUCUCUACAACAAUGGUGACACUGCGCUGCCCAUGGUGAAGGAGAGGAUCUGGUAUAACAGUGAAUUCAACUUUGACAACGUCCUCAUGGCCAUGAUGGCUCUUUUUACUGUUUCCACCUUUGAAGGAUGGCCCACUCUGCUGUACAAGGCCAUCGACUCCAACAGGGAGAACAUGGGCCCUAUCUACAACUACCGCAUCGAGAUCUCCAUCUUCUUCAUCAUCUACAUCAUCAUCAUUGCCUUCUUCAUGAUGAACAUCUUUGUUGGUUUUGUCAUCGUUACGUUCCAGGAGCAAGGGGAAAAGGAGUACAAGAACUGUGAGCUGGACAAAAAUCAGCGUCAGUGUGUCGAGUACGCUCUUAAAGCUCGCCCUCUUCGGCGCUACAUUCCCAAAAACCCCUACCAGUACAAGUUCUGGUAUGUGGUGAACUCCACCGGCUUCGAGUACGUCAUGUUUGUCCUAAUCAUCCUCAACACCUUAUGCCUGGCCAUCCAGCACCAUGGUCAGUCUCAUUUAUUUAACUAUGCCAUGGACAUCCUGAACAUGGUGUUCACUGGGGUUUUCACUGUAGAGAUGAUCCUCAAGCUGAUUGCCUUCAAGCCCAGAGGCUAUGUCGGGGACGCCUGGAACGUCUUCGAUGCUCUGGUGGUGAUUGGCAGUGUAGUCGACAUCAUACUCAGCCAGAACUAUUUUGCUGAUGCAUGGAACACGUUUGAUGCCUUAAUUGUUGUGGGUAGCGUGGUUGACAUUGCCAUCACUGAGAUCAAUUCGGCAGCCAUUCCUGUUGUCAAGGUGAUAGUGGAGCCAGGGAACACAGAGGACAGCGCUCGCAUCUCCAUCACCUUCUUCCGCUUGUUCAGGGUGAUGCGAUUGGUCAAACUGCUGAGCAGGGGUGAGGGAAUCAGGACUCUCCUGUGGACCUUCAUCAAGUCCUUCCAGGCUCUUCCCUAUGUUGCACUCCUGAUAGCCAUGCUGUUCUUCAUCUACGCUGUCAUUGGAAUGCAGGUGUUUGGGAAAAUAGCAAUGGUAGAUGGGACACAAAUCAACCGCAACAACAACUUUCAAACCUUUCCCCAAGCUGUCUUGAUGCUGUUCAGGUGUGCUACAGGCGAGGCCUGGCAGGAGAUCAUGCUGGCCUGCAUGCCAGGCAAGCUGUGCGAUCCAGAGUCAGAUUACAACCCUGGAGAGGAGAGGACCUGUGGCAGUGGCUUUGCCAUUAUCUACUUCAUCAGCUUCUACAUGCUCUGUGCUUUCCUGAUCAUAAACCUGUUUGUUGCUGUCAUCAUGGAUAAUUUUGACUAUCUGACCCGUGAUUGGUCCAUUCUCGGGCCGCACCACUUGGACGAGUUUAAAAGGAUCUGGUCAGAAUACGACCCAGAAGCUAAGGGCAGGAUAAAGCAUCUCGAUGUAGUAACUCUACUGAGGAGGAUCCAACCCCCGCUGGGCUUUGGGAAACUUUGCCCUCACAGAGUGGCCUGUAAGCGUCUGGUGGCAAUGAACAUGCCCCUGAACAGUGAUGGAACUGUAAUGUUUAAUGCCACCCUGUUUGCUUUGGUCCGCACUGCUCUCAAGAUUAAGACUGAGGGGAACCUGGAGCAAGCCAAUGAGGAGCUUAGAGCCGUGAUCAAAAAGAUCUGGAAGAGGACCAGUAUGAAGCUACUGGACCAAGUGGUGCCUCCUGCAGGCGAUGACGAGGUAACAGUGGGGAAGUUCUAUGCCACCUUCCUGAUACAGGACUACUUCAGAAAGUUCAAGAGGCGCAAGGAGCAAGGUCUUGUGGGAAGGCGCUCGUGGGAGAGGCUGAAUACCACCUUGGCUCUACAGGCUGGCUUGCGUACGCUGCAUGACAUUGGACCAGAAAUCCGUCGUGCCAUAUCAUGUGACCUGCAGGAGGAAGGACUAGUAGAUGAAAAUGCAGAGGAAGAGGAGGAAAUCUACAGACGUAAUGGCAGCCUUUUUGGGAACCAUGUCAACCACAUAGGUGGGGAUCAGCAAGCCUCUUCUCACCCCACCACCGUCACACAGCGUCCACUACAGAUCCUGCCCUUCUCCAGCGCUGCCUCAACCGAACCCCCACAAAUCGUCAGGAGAGCCAGCAGUAACGACAGGGAAGGAGAGACAGAACUGAACUCUUCACCCAUCCUGUACAAUCAACUUCAUCACACCACUCAUUACCCUCACUGUAAUUCCACUUGUGUUCAAUCGCCAAUACCUUCCAAUGCCAACCUCAACAAUGCCAACGUGCCCUCACUUCUCUCCAUGACCAUUGCGAGGCAGCAGAAGUGUUUAAGACGGAGUCGCCCGUCCUCCACCAGAAACGCAUCAUCAACAACUACUUACAGCAAAGGACUGCAAGGCAAGCCUUGGAAGUCGCACUCCACAAGGACACGCUACUAUGAGGCCUAUAUUAGGUCAGAGAGCAGCGGAGCACUUUAUCCCACCAUUCGUCGAGAGGAGAGGGCCAAUGGGGACAGCGAUGAAGAGAGAGGCUCGGGCGAGUACUUCAGUGGGGAGGAAUUUCAUGAAGAUGACAUCAUGCUCACAAAGGAAAGGUUGUCCAACAAUGAAUGCCAUGAUGACGCAGAGGGAGAUUUUGACCUUGUUUCCAGGGGUGACUGCCAGUCUGAAAGUUACUGUGACGAUGAUCAACGGCCAAUCUACCAGGACAGCAGGCCGUCACCCAGGAAAUGGUUUUUACCCUCACCUCAAGCCUCCAACAGACCAACAUUCAGCUUUGAGUGUCUUCGGAGAAGAAGUAGUGAAGAUGAUGCUCCUCCUUCUCCAUCAUGCACAGCUCUUCCACUACACCUGAUGCAGCAACAGGUGAUGGCGGUGGCCGGUCUCGACGCAAGCAAAAUUCACCGUCUUUCUCCCACAAGGUCUAUGCGCUCGUGGGCCACUCCUCCUGCCUCCCCAGUUAGCCGUGACUUCUCGCCCAGUUACACGCCACUCAUACAGGUGGAUUGGCGCAGUCCCGGCAGUGUGGCCAGCAUCCCUGGAGCAGUGAAGAGGAGUUCAUGGUACACAGAUAGUCAGGACGGCCCUCCCAGCCAAAGCCAUUCUCCGUCACGUCUGCAUUUACCUGCAGAGUGCUGCUCGCACUGCCUGCAAAAGAGAGGCAGUGCCAACAGUCUGGUGGAAGCUGUGCUGAUUUCUGAAGGUUUGGGGAAAUACGCCAGGGACCCUAAAUUUGUGUCAGCAACUAAACACGAGAUUGCAGACGCCUGCGAAAUGACCAUCGAUGAAAUGGAGAGUGCCGCCAGUAACCUGCUGAAUGGGACCAUGGGUAAUGGCAACACAGGGAGGAAAGAGAGCGUUGGCUCGGAUUCGCAUGCCAGUGCAAAUAUUAGGGACCACAGCAUCCGUGACUACAGCGAUGAGGAGCCAUAUGUGGCUGUGAAAUGUGAGGAGGACCUAACAGAUGAGAUGAUAUGCAUCACCUCACUAUAACAGCAGCUCACACUGGGAUAUAUUUAGGUUUUUUUCAAUUGAAUUUUUACUACUGUUCUACGGUGAGGGGACACCUCUAUUCAAGUGCAUCAUGCAAUAAUGAAAACGUGUAAAACACAGAUGGAUAAGAGAGCAAAGUGCCUUGUUUUCUCUUAAGAAAUGAUGAAGAAAUGGUUGGGUUUAUGGAAAAUGUUUGAUAAAUUUAGCAAACCAGAGGGAAUCAAAUCUGCCUGCCAACCAGUCUGACAUCUAGCGAAAAUUCAAACCUCUAAAUGGAGUUUUUCUUUAUUGUUACACCGGUUUCUUACAGCAGGAAAAACUCAAAUGUGGGUUUUCUAACACAGAUUUUAGGGAUCAUCGUAAUCAGCUUCAGUUCAAGGCGAUAAUGGGUCGGCCCAGCUGCAUUGUUCUAAAAUAAAUCUGUUUACUCGAUAUAUAAAGAGCCAAAAAAAACAAAGUGUUCAACGUUUCAAUCAUUUUUAGAUUGCAGUGCAUGAUUUUGUUUUUCCCACAGAAGCUGAUUUUAUUAAAACAAUUUUAGAAAAAUUUCCAAAGCAUUCAACUAACUUAUGUUCCAGUUUAGAUGUCUGAAAAAACAAAACACCAACGCCAGGUCAGCGUAUGGUUGUCCAGUCAUUCCAAGCUUCCCUGUAUUUCGUUGCCAGAUCCAUGUAUAUAAAUAAUGUGUGACUUUAACCUUUUAUUGGUCAUGUUAGCAAACACUGGUUGUUCGCAUUACAUUAUUUUACCUUCGUGACUCGAUUUCGAGUAAAAACAACAAAAACAAAAAACUUGACAGAAACAGUUUUUUUUCGUGGUAGUCUUGAUCACUUAAACUUCUCUGGGUCACAGUUCAGGAUUUCAGGGCUAAGCUUGGCUAUGUCUCUGUUUUUGACUUGAAAAGGAAAUCACAUAUCAGUAGGAAAAAAACAACAACAAGUCUUUGUCCUCAGGCAUAUCCUCCUUCUACACGUAAUCGCGGAGACAUUCUCUUAGUCCUCCCUUUACACCAACAGCAGUGCUACAUUCAAGGAGUUUGGUCAAGCUACACGCCCUUAAAAUAAAGGAAUAUUAGGAUGCUGUGCGUCACUCACUGGCCGUGAUGAUCCUUAACUUUGAAGACUGGGAUUUCCUUGUUAAGCCCUUUACUCAGAUAUGCAAUGGUGUAGAUUACUAUGAAUCACUAUUCCCCCUGAAUCACUCUGAGAUCAGCAACAGUAGAUGAUCUCUGAGGUUUCUGUGUGAUGUGGCUCAAUAGACUCAUGAGUCUCUUAUGUAAAACUAGUGCAUGAGACCCAGACUACUCAUGUUUUAAAACUAAUUACUUGUUGACAGCAUGAACUUAUCUUUGACAGUUCUUGAAGGUGAAACAAAAAUAAAAACAAAGACCACCGGAGUUUCUUUGUGUCACAGAUGACACAUCAAGUAAACCUUUUAUUCCCUCCACAGCUUCUUCUUCAGUUCCCAUAAGUCUCUCCAGCCGAGCUGCCGGGAAGUAGAAAAUCCUGUCAAGCGUGCUUGUUUUUGCAAUGGAAUGAAUAAGACCAUACAGGUCUCUACAUAAGGGGCGACUAUUUACUGGAUUGCCUGACAAUAUGCUAUGUCAGUAUAUUUGCUCUUGUAAUGAAAUGACUGCUGUUGCCUUUUAUCUGUUGGAGUUGUUUUUGUCAAGACAAAGAGCACAACUGGGGGGAAAAAGUAGUAAAGCGUUUCUGCACCACUAAUGGGUGUUUGUCUCCCACUGCCAACUAUAAUAACCUUCAGAUUAAUUUAAACAAAAAAACAACACACUGAGUCAUGGCUAGGCAAUCUUUCAUUUUUUCUUAUUCUAAAUACUGCUGUAAGGGCAAUCUGUUCUGUACAAUCAAAGGGCUCCUUUAAAACCAAAACAAGGGAAUGCUUGGUUACAUUGUAACCCUUGUUCUCUGAGUGUAGAGACUCUCUCCACCCUACUACGUAUUCCAUUUAUGAGUUGGAGAGAUAGUCUGGACAUAAUAGAGAACACUCCAUACUCAGAUGCGUCAAAUGUUUUUUGUUACCAAAAUUACUGAAGUUUAUUUAUUUAUUUAUUGUGACUAAAAGUUGACUAAAGGGUCUAAAUCUGGUGCCGGUAUUUGCUAUUGGACAUUCUGAUGAUGUAGAUAUACAGAUGUACAAGCAGGAUACAAGCUGCUAUCUGGACUAUUGUUCAGAUGGACUGCAAAUGCACUCUUUCCUCUUCACGCUAGAAGAGCCUCAUACAGGUUUAAGUGGCCAAUACAGCUGAUAAAUGAGACAUAUGCAUUUUUUAACUGCAAGUAAAUUGUUUUUAAUGUAGACUUUGAAAAAAAAUCUUAUUACCUCUGUAACUCUCCGGGCCUGUUGGUUAACAUGUCAGGGAAACUCUGGUAACGCUGCAUUUGCACAAAAGUAGUAAUCGUAAACAUUUAUGUGUGAUUUUUUUUCUUUAUUGGCAGCGAUCGUGAUUGGUUGUCCAAAAGUCCAUAGUAAUGAAUGAUGAACCACCAAAUCUUUAGUAAAAAUCAGUGUUUGAUUGACACGAGAUCUACUGCCAAACUGAAAUGUUUGUACCACCCAACAUUACAAAGAUUAAAGAGAAGUACCAAAUUCAACACUGGUUUGAUUUUCAGGAAGCCAUAAAAACUCUGAGGUGAACAUGCUGGCUUCUAUGUGAGACUUUCGUUUUUUAUUGAAAACCACCCAACCCCACUCCCCAAGGCAUUCGGCUAUGCUUUGAAUCACUUACGUCAGCUUCUUGACAGGAAGCCACCUGCUUAGGAAUAUAAUCUGUCAAAAGUGCACGACUCCAAACAGUUCAGAUUUACCCUGCGGCUCACAUGCGAGAAACUCGAAACAACAACAGUCAUGUGGAGAUUAUUACCAUACGAUUAUCACAUGAGAUCGAAUGACAAGGACUGCAAAGCUUUGUUUUGCAACGCAGCUUUAUUUUUUUGUACUGUUCCACUGCUUUACAGAUGUCUAUAAAGUGAAAAUGAUGUAUAAAAUCUGUACAGCAUUUGUAAAAAGUAUGCGAUUAACUUGAAGAUCUCUGCUUUCUACCCAGUUGUGUGAACAUUUAAAAAAAAAAAAGCAAACAAGAAUAGCUCUAUCUCUACUUUGUAGCAUAAGUACUAGUACCUUAUAAGUUUUGUACCAAUAAAAAGAGAAGCCCUUUUUUGCACAUUUGAAGUUUUGCCUGGAAUGACAAUGAACCUGCUGAUUUUUUUGUAACGACCACUGAAUAAAGACACAAGAACAAGGUCAGGAGGCUUUGUUUAGCGUCAGCACAGAAAAACAACAGAAAGGCUUUGA
Messenger RNA from Oreochromis niloticus (Nile tilapia), 10468 nucleotides. It is a transcript of the gene cacna1db, whose product is annotated as calcium channel, voltage-dependent, L type, alpha 1D subunit, b. Bases 287 to 7156 code for a protein of 2289 amino acids. Gene Ontology annotation, cellular component: voltage-gated calcium channel complex; membrane. Gene Ontology annotation, biological process: calcium ion import across plasma membrane. Gene Ontology annotation, molecular function: high voltage-gated calcium channel activity. The transcript has 52 exons. NCBI's taxonomy places the organism in Eukaryota, Metazoa, Chordata, Actinopteri, Cichliformes, Cichlidae. The record is from RefSeq and is a predicted model, not a curated record.